Molecule: messenger RNA, 385 nt
Organism: Myotis davidii
Lineage: Eukaryota; Metazoa; Chordata; Mammalia; Chiroptera; Vespertilionidae
Product: pancreatic lipase-related protein 2
Exons: 3
Biological process (GO): phospholipid catabolic process
Molecular function (GO): galactolipase activity; glycerophospholipase activity; triacylglycerol lipase activity
Source: RefSeq, a predicted model, not a curated record
AUGGACCUGGCUACUGUGAACGCCACGGACCUGGACACCGUGAGGGCUUCAAACUUCCAUCUGGACCGCAAGACACGCUUCAUCAUCCACGGCUUCAUAGACAAGGGGGAGGAGAGAUGGCUGACGGACAUGUGCCAGAAAAUGUUUAAGGUGGAGAAGGUGAACUGCAUCUGCGUGGACUGGAAGCGUGGGGCCAGGACAGAGUACAACCAAGCCGUCCACAACAUUCGAGUCGUGGGAGCCGAGACAGCGUUCUUAAUACAAGGGUUGUCGACCAAGAUGGGCUACAGUUUGGAGAACGUGCACCUCAUUGGCCACAGCCUGGGCGCGCAUGCAGCUGGCGAGGCGGGCAGGAGGCUGGGGGGCUCUGUGGGCAGGAUCACAG